GCGCGGGCUCAGGCGGGCGCGGAGCGGGUGGCGGUGACAGGCGGCGCGAGCCGGCAUCCCCCUCCCCCGCGCGGCGCGCCGCCGGCCCCACCAUGGAGCCCGCCGUGUCGCUGGCCGUGUGCGCGCUGCUCUUCCUGCUCUGGGUCCGCGUGAAGGGGCUGGAGUUCGUGCUCAUCCACCAGCGCUGGGUGUUCGUGUGCCUCUUCCUCCUGCCGCUCUCUCUUAUCUUCGACAUCUACUACUACGUGCGCGCCUGGGUGGUGUUCAAGCUCAGCAGCGCGCCUCGGCUGCACGGGCAGCGCGUGCGGGACAUCCAGAAGCAGGUGCAGGAAUGGAAAGAGCAGGGCAGCAAGACUUUCAUGUGCACGGGACGCCCUGGCUGGCUCACUGUCUCGCUGCGGGUUGGGAAGUACAAGAAGACACACAAAAACAUCAUGAUCAACCUGAUGGACAUUCUGGAGGUGGACACCAAGAAACAGAUUGUCCGUGUGGAGCCCUUGGUGACCAUGGGUCAAGUGACCGCCCUGCUGACCUCUAUUGGCUGGACGCUGCCUGUGUUGCCUGAGCUCGAUGACCUCACAGUGGGGGGCUUGAUCAUGGGCACGGGCAUCGAGUCGUCAUCCCACAAGUACGGCCUGUUCCAACACAUCUGCACUGCCUAUGAGCUGGUCUUAGCCGAUGGCAGCUUUGUGCGAUGCACACCGUCGGAAAACUCAGACCUGUUCUACGCUGUGCCGUGGUCCUGUGGGACCCUGGGCUUCCUGGUGGCCGCCGAGAUCCGCAUCAUCCCCGCCAAGAAGUACGUCAGGCUUCGGUUUGAGCCGGUGCGGGGCCUGGAGGCUAUCUGCGACAAGUUCACCCGGGAGUCCCAGCGGCUGGAGAACCACUUCGUGGAAGGGCUGCUCUACUCCCUGGAUGAGGCCGUCAUCAUGACGGGGGUCAUGACAGACCAGGCAGAGCCCAGCAAGCUGAAUAGCAUUGGCAACUACUACAAGCCCUGGUUCUUCAAGCACGUGGAGAACUACCUGAAGACAAACCGGGAGGGCCUGGAGUACAUUCCCUUGAGACAUUACUAUCACCGCCACACGCGCAGCAUCUUCUGGGAGCUCCAGGACAUCAUCCCCUUUGGCAACAACCCCGUCUUCCGCUACCUCUUCGGUUGGAUGGUGCCUCCCAAGAUCUCCCUCCUGAAGCUGACCCAGGGCGAGACCCUGCGCAAACUGUACGAGCAGCACCACGUGGUGCAGGACAUGCUGGUGCCCAUGAAGUGCCUGUCACAGGCGGUGCACACCUUCCACAAUGACAUCCACGUCUACCCCAUCUGGCUGUGCCCGUUCAUCCUGCCCAGCCAGCCGGGCCUGGUGCACCCCAAGGGAGAUGAGGCCGAGCUCUAUGUUGACAUUGGAGCAUAUGGGGAGCCACGCGUGAAGCACUUUGAAGCCAGGUCGUGCAUGCGGCAGUUGGAGAAGUUCGUCCGAAGCGUGCAUGGGUUCCAGAUGCUGUAUGCCGACUGCUACAUGAGCCGGGAGGAGUUCUGGGAGAUGUUCGACGGCUCCCUGUACCACAGGCUUCGGGAGCGGCUCGGCUGCCAGGACGCCUUCCCUGAGGUGUACGACAAAAUCUGCAAGGCCGCCAGGCACUGAGCCUGGGCCCGCCCGGAAAGAGACAGACAUGUGGGUGGGCCCUGUCCCCAGGUCCAGGAGGCAUCUUCUCUUCACUCAAGCUUGACUGCUCUCCCAGAUCCACGCUUCCAGAAAGAACCCCCUCCAGAAAUCCCACCCGGACUGCCUCGACAGCUAGCUCUGGCUCCCAGAGGCAGCCGAGUGGAGGGCAAAGGACGUGGGCUCUGGAGUAAGACAUACCUGAGUCCCGUUCCCAGUUCAGCCCCCCGUGAGCUGCGUGACUCUGGGCGAGUCACCCAGCCCCUCCGGACCCAGCUGUCCAUCUGUUGAAGGGGGGUCACAGUGCCUGCCCGCAGGCUGUGGGCAUCGGGGUCCGGCGGCGGUCUGGCGGGAGGUGCUGAGGGCCGUAGCUGCGCUGACUCUGGCUUCCCGCUCAGCCCCGAGUCCAGGAAGCCCCCACGUGAGGUCACCUGGGCGCAGGUCUGGCUGGAAGGGUGAGGGGAUGCUCCAGAGUCGCACCUGCCACUGCUUCAGUCGGCCAGACACACCCCUCAAAGACAGACGGAAGGAACGUUCCUCUCCCCGGGGUCUCCGGAGGGCAACAGAUGGGGCAGGCAGGCCCAAGACGUGCUGUGCCAAAGCCAGGUCCCAGUCCAAAGUUCCUUGUGCUGUCCUUGGGGACGCCCUGCCCCUUCCUCCUUCCGGCCCAGGCUUGCGGGCCCACCGCAGCCAUCACCCAGGUCUCAGAGAAGACCGUGUCCUCAAAGACACUUCAUGGCUGCCUCCUGUCCCAGCCCAGGCGGUGUGGCUCCCGCUCUGACCUGGGGCCAGAGCACCUGCACCCAUCCUUGGCUCCCCGACCCUCCGUGCCUCUUUUGGGCCCCAGAGCCUGCCUAGUCACGGGGCGGGGG
Callorhinus ursinus (northern fur seal) is the source of this 2533-nucleotide messenger RNA. It is a transcript of the gene DHCR24, whose product is annotated as 24-dehydrocholesterol reductase. NCBI's taxonomy places the organism in Eukaryota, Metazoa, Chordata, Mammalia, Carnivora, Otariidae. Gene Ontology annotation, biological process: steroid metabolic process. Gene Ontology annotation, cellular component: membrane; cytoplasm. The record is from RefSeq and is a predicted model, not a curated record. Gene Ontology annotation, molecular function: FAD binding; Delta24(24-1) sterol reductase activity.